AUGGGGAACAGCAUCGGGGGCAAGCGCAAGAGCGCCAAGGUGAUGCAGCUAGACGGCACCUCCUUCCGCGUCAAGCCCCCCGCGGCCGCGGCCGACGUGCUGCGGGACCACCCGGGCUUCCAGCUGCUCGAGUCCGAGGAGGUCAAGCUCCUGGGCGCCCGCGCGCGCCCGCUGGCACCCGACGCGCCGCUCCGCCGCGGCCGGCUCUACUUCCUCGUCGCGCUCCCGCGCCGCGCGCCCGCGGGGCCCAUGCGCCGCGCCUGGUCGGGCAACCUCAACGUCGGGGCCCGCGAGCGGCUCGAGUCGCUCAAGCUCGCGCGCCGCUCCACCUCCGACCUCUCCUCGCUCCCCGCCCACGCCUCCGCGUCGGCCCCCACCUCCCCGCUCCCCGGCGGCGCCACCUCCCCGCUCCCCGCCGCCGCCAGCGGCGGCGCCACGCCCGUGCGCCUCAAGAUCCGGCUCCCCAGGGCGCAGGUGGAGAAGCUCAUGGGGGAGAGCAAGGACCCCGCCGAGGCCGCCGCCAAGAUCAUGGAGCUCUGCGGCGCGCACGCCAGCGCCCGGGUCACCCCGGAGCGCCCGCCCGGGAUACUGCGGAGCCCAAGGUUCGCCAAGACGCCGGAGUGGGGCGCAGGGUUCAUGCUGCCGCCGCCGGCGCCGGCCAAGACGCCGCAGCGGUGGCCCACGCUGCCACGCACCAACGAGGUAAUUCGUCUGUAUCUAGAUUUAACCCCCAUCCCCACGUGCAUUGCAUUAUUGUUUGUUGAUUUGUUCCCAUAA
Messenger RNA from Miscanthus lutarioriparius, 777 nucleotides. The record is from the annotation of a GenBank genome assembly. NCBI's taxonomy places the organism in Eukaryota, Viridiplantae, Streptophyta, Magnoliopsida, Poales, Poaceae.